Messenger RNA from Penicillium verhagenii, 540 nucleotides. RefSeq names its product nucleoside deaminase. The coding region runs from base 1 to 540 and encodes 179 amino acids. The transcript has a single exon. Gene Ontology annotation, molecular function: guanosine deaminase activity. Gene Ontology annotation, biological process: purine nucleoside catabolic process. NCBI's taxonomy places the organism in Eukaryota, Fungi, Ascomycota, Eurotiomycetes, Eurotiales, Aspergillaceae. The record is from RefSeq and is a predicted model, not a curated record.
AUGUCAACACAACUUCUGGAACCCCUGGCCCCCCUAACACCCUCCCAAUUCCAAGCCGUCGCAUCCCAAUGUCUAUCCCUCCAAGCCCAAGCCCAAGACCUCCACUCCAAACGCCCCUUCGCCGCCCUCCUCCUAGCCCCCGAUAACACCACAACCCUCAUGACCUCGCACUCCCUCUCGCACGUCCGACACGCCGAGUCCGAACUUGCGCGCAACGCAGCAGACAAUUACGACUGGGACUACCUGUCCCGCUGUACGCUGGUGUCGACGUGGGAACCGUGCGCCAUGUGCAGCGGCACAAUCUACUGGGCGCACAUCGGGCGGCUGGUGUACCUUGCUUCGGAGAAGGCGUUGCAGGGUGUGAUCGGGGACGGGAACGAGGAGAAUCUGACGAUGGAUUUACCUUGUCGCGAGGUUCUGGGGAGGGGCCAGUUUGCGGUGCAGGUUGUGGGGCCUGUUGUUGAGGGCGGGUGGGAAGAGAAGGUUGUGGAGGAUAGUCGCAGGUAUUGGGAUGCUGCCGGGUGGAGCCUUUACAUAUGA